Molecule: messenger RNA, 1295 nt
Organism: Aethina tumida (small hive beetle)
Lineage: Eukaryota; Metazoa; Arthropoda; Insecta; Coleoptera; Nitidulidae
Gene: OSCP1
Product: protein OSCP1
Exons: 3
Coding region: 20-973 (317 amino acids)
Biological process (GO): transport
Cellular component (GO): cytoplasm; plasma membrane
Source: RefSeq, a predicted model, not a curated record
UUGUGGCUAGUCUUACAACAUGUCUCAAUACGUAUCACCGUUCCUCGUGCUCAACCUUGGUUCUGAGAUGAUUUUCGUGAUUGCUCAAAGACUUCAAGCUCAGAAUAUUGCACCUGAAAGGGCCGCACUAGUCCUGGAAGACAUCAUAUCCUCUCUGGUAUCAAAAUCGCUUAUAACAGAAUUAAUGAAACCACAAGCAGCUUAUAAUCAUGAAAGUGUCAGAGAAAUAAUAGAGGAUAUAACGCAGUCAUCUGUAAUGAGAUUGGACCCAGUGUCUAUGAACAAACUUUGGGACUUAAUAACCAUGGUUUUUAAAUGGCAAGUGACUAUGUCCGAAGACCUCGUUACUUUAACCCAAAGACAUCUAUAUGAAAUCGAAAACUACGUCACAAACACCGAAUUACAUUUGCAACUUCAAAAAGUACAAACAAUGGUGGACAACUUCAACAAAAUCUUAGACAAAAAGGAACGUUUGGAUUUACUGGACAGCACGAAUUUUUGGUUGAAAGACUACAAUGUCCGAGUCUCGCUGUUGUUGCGUAUGGGUUUACAAAGCAUGGAUGGUAACUUUGUGAUAAAUAACUUGGACCCUAUCGCCGAAGAAAUGUUGAAAAAUUUGGGCGAGAAUAUAUACGUUGUUACUCAAAACGGUCGAAUUUUGGAAAAGAAGAACAGCUCAAGCAGAAAAGAGUUUCAAGUAAACGAGUUACAACUUUUCGUGGAUGAAAUGAUGGGUGACAGAAAGUCAAGCACAGGUAGCGGAGAUGGUGCAUUUUUAAAAUUAUCGAUUAACGAAGACACUAAUGUGAAAAAUAAUAAUGAAACCAAACUGAAUUUUGACAGUAUUCAUGUAAACCUCAACGAUAAUAAUCUGCAUAAUCUGAUGAACGAUUUAAAUAUAUGCGACAAUAAUGAAGAGAACAGCUUUCAAGAUGAUUUACUUGAAAUGAUUGGCAAGGACGUUGAGUGCUAAUUGCCUUAAUUAUAAUCUGCACUUACGUUACCAUAUCUAAAAGUAAUUUUACAGUACGUCUAAAGGAAAUAACCAUAUACACUAACAAGAUUAUUUGUUAAUUGUGCUCAAGCAAGUCUCUAUAAGUGAUGUGGGUAUAACCUCUGAACGCACUGUUAUUACUUUAAAUAGCGUUUACCAAAGAAGUUGUCUUGGACAACCGUUCACGUAAAACGCUUAUUAUGUAUUAUUUAAAGAAGUCCAAUUGGCAAUAUGUAUUUUAAGCCUAGUAUUUAUAUAGCUAUAUAUUAUUUAUUAUACAAUAAACUUGAAAACAAAGUGC